UACCGAGAUCCCAGUUGCAGAAUCCCUUUCUCCUCACUAUACAACAGAGAGAGCCCUUCCAGUUUUUUUUUUUUUUUUGCACGAGAGCUCCUCUCUCUGCCGCGAUUCUUCAAAAUCAACAGAGCAGACAAAUUCCUUUAGCAAAACUUCGCAGAUUCGAAGAAACGGUAUAGCUGCUGCGGCGGCGGCGGGUGAACCCCGGCGCUUCUUCGAGCGAAGGUUUAAUGGCGAAGUUGAGGCACUCGCGAUUGCAUUCGAAGAAAUGGUCGACGAUCAAGCUGGUUUUCUCCAUGCUCUUUAUGCUCUCGUUCGUUCUCCUGAUUCUCCUAGGCUUGGGAAUCUUCUCGCUCCCUGUGAGCACCGACGAUUCGACUCCUAAGGAUCUGCCUGCUUCCUACCGCCGCAUGGCCGCCGAACGAGAUGGCGACGGGCUAGGUAAGCGAGGCGAGCAGUGGACUGAGAUCGUUUCUUGGGAGCCUAGAGCCUUCGUGUAUCACAAUUUCUUGUCCAAAGAAGAAUGUGAGUAUCUAAUCUCUCUAGCUAAGCCUCGCAUGACAAAAUCAACCGUGGUGGACAGCAAAACGGGAAAGAGUAAAGAUAGCAGGGUUCGCACAAGCUCAGGGAUGUUUCUCAGCAGAGGACAGGAUAAAAUCAUUAGGGCUAUAGAGAAGAGGAUCUCAGAGUUCACUUUUAUUCCUGCAGAAAAUGGUGAAGGCCUCCAAAUCCUCCACUACGAGAUCGGUCAGAAGUAUGAGCCUCACUUUGAUUAUUUCCUUGAUGAGUUCAACACCAAGAAUGGAGGCCAGCGUACUGCUACUCUGCUAAUGUAUCUGUCAGACGUCGAAGAAGGAGGCGAGACUAUCUUUCCUAGUGCCAAGGCAAAUUCCAGUUCGGUGCCAUGGUGGGAUGAAUUGUCUGAAUGUGGUAAAAAGGGUCUUUCCCUGAAACCGAAGAGGGGGAAUGCCUUGUUCUUUUGGAGUACAAGGCCCGAUGCCUCAUUAGAUCCUUCCAGUUUACAUGGUAGUUGCCCAGUGAUUAUAGGGAACAAAUGGUCAGCUACAAAAUGGAUGCACCUUGGAGAAUACAAAGCCAGAUAAAAGCUGCAGAGGUUGGUGUAGAUUGUAGACCGCUUCAUUCAGAGAAGAGCUACCAUACAGAGUUUUUGCUCCAUUUUGAAUAAUCUUAUUUAUCUUUUUGGUUCCGCCCGACCAGGGGUUUGUGGGUGUUGUUAGAUGUUGAGAAAAUGUUGUAUACUAAUUGUUGUUUAUUAAUAUGUAUUAGGGAUCCAAUGUUGCUAGCUCGCUUACACCAUCUUACUGUACAGCAACAAACGGAAAACUUCGCCCGUGAUCAAAAUACAUAUACACCCUGGAUCGUUACCAACUCAUUGUCUUGUGACGCCUGAGGGAACUGGUUUCGGCGCUUUCUUGUUAAUUGGAAAAUUCCAGUAGUAAUGAUUUCGGCGCUUUACCAAAAUCUUGGUUCAACAGUUCCGAUUAAUCGUCAGGGUGAAAUGAAGAUUGCAACCAAAAAGGGCACUAAUCAGCAGCCCUGAGGGAAAGGUAGGCAACGCAAGGACUUUGUAUACUCUGGUGACUUGCUGGCGACAUCAGUAAAGAAUCUCACGGAAGAAAGGCACAUCGCGCAAAACAUCAUGCCGCUACAACAAGCAACCAAGAGAUUCAAAGGUUAGAAUGUGUGUUGGAGGGGAGACGAUAAAAAAAAAAGGCUCAACCUCUGGAAUCUUUCUAUUCUUAAUAAAAAAAAUUAUAUUGCCCAUAAAAAAAUAAUAAAAAAUUAAUUAAUUCCGUCCACCUUUCUGAACAUGAGGCAGCAUAGUUUCAUAUGAAGUGAAGAGGGAAGAGGAGGGAUUAAGCAGACAGCUUAUUUUUCCGUUCAUCUUUUAGACCCUCUAUAUCACUCUAUCUAUCAAACUAAGGAAUAAAGACUUAGAGCAAUUCCUUUUCUUCUGUUUCCACGGGUGCAUAUGUUUCAAUUUUAAAACCUGGUGAUUGUGAUAACGAUUUUGAUGAAAACAAAUUAAACGAAUAAAGCCAAGUGACAAGAGAAAGCUAUAUCGCUCUUACCUCUGUAGAGGCCGACCUCAUAGAAGGUACUCUAGCAGUUCCAU
Molecule: messenger RNA, 2131 nt
Organism: Linum tenue
Lineage: Eukaryota; Viridiplantae; Streptophyta; Magnoliopsida; Malpighiales; Linaceae
Source: the annotation of a GenBank genome assembly